Olea europaea var. sylvestris is the source of this 1042-nucleotide messenger RNA. Its product is annotated as probable nucleoredoxin 1. The record is from RefSeq and is a predicted model, not a curated record. The annotation marks the transcript as partial. NCBI's taxonomy places the organism in Eukaryota, Viridiplantae, Streptophyta, Magnoliopsida, Lamiales, Oleaceae. The transcript is spliced from 2 exons. Gene Ontology annotation, molecular function: thioredoxin-disulfide reductase (NADPH) activity.
GUACCGGUUGUUGAACUUGAAGGUAAGACUAUACUCUUGUAUUUCUCCUUGGUUGCAUACCGUAAAUGCCUUGCUUUCACCCCGAAGCUUGUUGAAAUAUAUCAAGAGUUGACAAAAGAGGGAGAGAAUUUUGAGAUUGUGAUGAUACCCCUUGGUAAAGAGGAACCAUCGUUUAAGCAAGCAUUUGAAGGCAUGCCAUGGCUUUCAUUGCCCCUUUUGGACAAAACUUGUGAAAAGUUAGUACGUUACUUUGAGCUCUCUUCCCUGCCAACCGUUGUUGUCAUUGGGCCAGACGGGAAGACUCUUCAUCCUAAUGUUGCUGAAGUCAUUGAAGAACAUGGCCGAAAGGCCUAUCCUUUUACGCCUGAGAAAUUUGCUGAGAUUGAAGAAUUGGAGAAGAUAAAGCGAGAAUCCCAAACUCUUGAAUCAAUUUUGGUAUCAGAAGAUUGCAACUUUGUAAUCGGGAAAGAUGGAGUUAAGGUUCAGGUUUCUGAUCUUGUCGGAAAAAAUAUACUUCUCUACUUCUCUGCGCAUUGGUGUCCUCCAUGCCGUGCUUUUCUACCAAAGCUCAUUGAAGCAUACCACGAGAUCAAAGCAAAGGACGACAACUUUGAAGUGAUAUUCAUCUCCAGUGACAAAGAUCAAACAUCCUUUAAUGAAUUCUUUUCAACAAUGCCAUGGCUGGCACUUCCAUUUGGCGAUAAAAGGAAGGAAUCUUUAAGUCGUCUAUUCAAGAUUCGAGGCAUUCCGAUGUUAGUAGCACUCGGGCCAACUGGCAAGACCAUCACGACCGAAGCCAGACAUCUAAUUGCUUUUCAUGGUGCAAAUGCUUACCCAUUCACUGAGGAACGUAUUAAGGAGAUUGAGGAACAAUACGAAAAGAUGGCCGAGGAGUGGCCGAAGAAAGUGAAGCAUGCACUUCAUGAGGAGCAUGAACUUGUUCUCACCAAGCGCGUAGGUUAUAAUUGUGAUGGAUGCAAUAAAUUUGGACAAGGAUGGUCAUUCUGGUGCAACAAGUGCGACUUUGAUCUCCACCCCAACU